Messenger RNA from Morus notabilis, 840 nucleotides. RefSeq names its product 3-oxoacyl-[acyl-carrier-protein] reductase FabG. The transcript has a single exon. The record is from RefSeq and is a predicted model, not a curated record. Lineage: Eukaryota; Viridiplantae; Streptophyta; Magnoliopsida; Rosales; Moraceae. Gene Ontology annotation, cellular component: endoplasmic reticulum. Bases 1 to 840 code for a protein of 279 amino acids. Gene Ontology annotation, molecular function: oxidoreductase activity.
AUGAACGGCCCCAAGGUUGUUCUAGUGACUGGUUGUGCCAAAGGUGGAAUAGGUUACGAGUACUGCAAAGCCUUCGCAGAUCAAAAUUGCCGCGUUUUUGCCUCCGACAUUCCCCAACGCCUAAACGACGUCGUAGACCUCCCACCUGACAAGGUCGAGACACUAGCACUAGACGUCACGUGUGAGGAGAGUGUAUCCUCCGCUGUGAAGAACAUCAUAUCAAAAUGCGGCCGCAUUGACAUUUUGGUCAACAACGCAGGGAUAGGAAGCACCGGCCCUUUGGCCGAGCUUCCAUUGGACACGAUCACAAAGGCGUGGGAAAUCAACGGCUUGGGACAGCUGAGAUUGGUCCAAGAAAUUGUACCCCACAUGAUUUCUCAACGAAGUGGGACCAUAGUGAACAUUGGAAGCGUAGUGGGAAAAGUCCCUACACCUUGGGCAGGUUCAUAUUGCGCUACUAAGGCCUACAUUCAUGCCGUGUCACACACUUUGCGUGUGGAACUUAGGCCUUUUAAUGUUAAUGUUGUGCUUGUUUUACCGGGGUCCAUAAGGUCCAAUUUUGGGAAAGCAAAUGUGGAGAGACUAGGGGAUUUUGAUUGGAAAAUUUAUGGAGAGUUCAAAGAGGCCAUUGAAGAGAGAGCUAGGGCUUCUCAAGGAAGUAAGGCUACGGAUUCUGGGGUUUUUGCGAGGCAUGUUGUGAAGAGAGUUUUGCGUCGAAAACCGCCUAGGAAGAUUGUAUUUGGGCGCAUGACUGUUCUAUUUGCCUUGCUUUCUUGGUCCCCUCUUUGGGUAAGAGAUUGGUUCUUUUCCAAUCGUUUUAAGCUAAACAAGAAAGUUUGA